AUGGCAAAUAAAAAACGAACAAAUAAUCUCAAAACAUCAUUAAAAACACUACGUCAAAUAAAUGGGUUUGAUGGUAUCGAUAAAUUACCAGUCGAUGUGAAUAGAAAAUUACUAGAUCAAUGCUCUGACAUAAUUCAAGAAUUUAUUGACAAUGAUAAAUCCUUCCCAACAAAAACAAUUAAAUCAAAAUCUAAACCGCAAAAACGUCAAGUAUCGAAAAUUAAAAAAUCAAAAAAUAAAGUUACAAAAAAUAAAUCAUCAAAACCCAAGAAAACUCCUCGAAAGAUCAAAGCAAAACGUAACAUAUCAAAGACAAAGAUUCAAUCAUUGAAUUCUACUAAUAUGAUAUCAAACAAUGGUUAUCCUUGUUAUCCAUCAACAUUUCCGUGCUUUCGAUCAUGUGGUCCAAUAAAUUGUCCAAAAAAUAAACUACCUAUGCCUCGAGAUCUUUGGUAUCGUAUUAUUUAUUCUCAAAUAAUUGAACAACAAUUAGUCACUCAUUUACAUUCAUCAUCAAAACGAAAGCAUAAAGAAGAAAAUAAAUCUAAUACAAAUAAUUCAUAUCAACAACAAACUAUGAAUGCAACAUCUUCCUUAAUACCAACUAAAAUUAUCAAACUUGGUGUUAAUAAUAUUGAAUAUAUUUCUGAAACUCUACCAUUAGAUGUUGAGUACAAAAAUAAUCAAUUAGAUGCUAUAGAUUCAAAAAUUGAAUCUAAAAAUAAUCGUAUUAAGAAAUACUUUAUUUUCAUGUACUAUUUUUGUUAUUAUCUAAAAUCUAUAGAUGAAACAAAUUUAUUAACUCAAUCUGCUCAUGCAGAACUUAACAAUCGUUCAAAAAUUCUUCGUGGUGUAUCAGCAGAUGCUACAUUCGAACUAACAUCUCUCCAACCAAAACAAUCGGUUAAUGAUAUACCAAAUGAUAAAUCUUCUACUGUUUCAUCAACUGUAUCCGAACAUCCAUUAUUUAAUCAAUUAGUUAAAUAUUAUAAUCUUCAUGAUAUUUCUCGUGUUGAACUUUUGAAACGAUUAGAUCGUCGAUUAAUACAUAUACGUCAAACAUUAGAAAAAAUGUCUUCAAACGAUAUUGAAAUAAAACUAAAAUAUAAACGUGAUGCAUUAGUUAAAAAACGUCAAACACCGGUUCAAUCAUUAACAAAAGAUGAACGAAUAGCAAUGGCUGAACUGGAGUUAAAUGUUUAUGAAUAUGUUAAAAUUCUCGAUGAACCAUCAUUAAAAUGUUUUCAUUCGAAUAGUAUUAAUGAAUAUGAGAUUGAACAACUAGCAGUAGAUCCAGUUUUACCUGUAGGAAAAAGUGUUAUUACAUUCGAAAGAUCUGCAUCAACAUUUAACACAGCCUUAGAACAAAGUGAAAAUAUUCUUCAACCAACCGAUGAUGAUCUUUUACGAGCAGCAGAGUUAAAAUUAUGUUUAUUUGAACUUGAACAAGAACAAAUUCAACGAAAUUAA
Adineta steineri is the source of this 1470-nucleotide messenger RNA. The record is from the annotation of a GenBank genome assembly. NCBI's taxonomy places the organism in Eukaryota, Metazoa, Rotifera, Eurotatoria, Adinetida, Adinetidae.